UCGCUCUCUCGGCGAUCAUUGGGUCGGGCCUGGUUUGUGUAUUGAGCCUCGUCCUUCCCGGCGUGCUUUGCGGGACAGCCAUGGCCGGAGUACUGAAGAAGACCACUGGCUUGGUUGGAUUAGCUGUAGCUCAGAAUCCACAUGAGCGCUUGAAAAUAUUGUAUACAAAGAUUCUUGCUGCCCUGCAGACCAUUCCAAAUGAUGCAGCAUAUCGGAAAUACACAGAACAGAUCGUCAGUGAACGAUUUAAUGCAGUAAAGACUGAAGCCAAUGUUGAUAGACUGGAGCAGAAGAUUAAUUCUGGCCAAAUUGAAGAAGUAAUUCUACAGGCUGAAAAUGAAUUGCAUCUGGUAAGAAAAAUGUCUGAGUGGAAACCUUGGGAACCUUUGAUUGAAGAACCUCCUGCAGAUCAGUGGAAAUGGCCGAUCUAGAAUUUCACUUAUUCUGUUAAUAUUUGUAUAAAGUUGCAAGGGACAGCAUCUAAAAAUAGUCUUUCCAGUUCUCAAUAAAAAAAACUAUAUAUCAAAAUGGUA
Molecule: messenger RNA, 533 nt
Organism: Rana temporaria (common frog)
Lineage: Eukaryota; Metazoa; Chordata; Amphibia; Anura; Ranidae
Gene: NDUFA5
Product: NADH:ubiquinone oxidoreductase subunit A5
Exons: 5
Coding region: 81-431 (116 amino acids)
Biological process (GO): respiratory electron transport chain
Source: RefSeq, a predicted model, not a curated record